AUGGAUCCCAAGCAUCAGUUACGCAUUGCUCAGUUUAAUGCAAACUCCCUUCGAGGCCAUAUUGAGUUUAUUCGAUUGCAUUUCAGCAGUAACUUUUAUCAUCUUAUCUCAGUCUCUGAAACUUGGCUCAACGUGAGCAUUUCUGACGAUCUUGUUGCCAUCGAUGGUUACUUCCUUAUUCGCAAUGAUCGUAUUGGCCGAAUGGGUGGCGGCGUUGCUUGCUAUGUCCAUAAAUCGCUUGGAGCUUCCAUUGUUGCCAUGUCUGACAGCGGUCAUGUAAACGAUCCGGAGUAUCUAAUUAUUGAUAUUCGCUUGCUGCACAAUGAUUCCGUCUUGUUCGCAUCCAUUUACAGGAGACCCAAAGGCUGCUUCCUUCAUGACUUUGUUACAUCGCUUACUAGCUUCUCUCAUCUGUAUAAAAAUAUUAUUAUUGGUGGCAACCUCAAUUGUAACCUGCUGACCAACCAAGUAGAAGCAUCUUAUCUACGCGAUCUUAUGUAUAGCCUGUCUCUUCAUAUUGUUCACUCUGAUGCCACUUUUCACACGGCCACUUCCGACUCGUGGCUUGAUGUCUUGAUUGUUAAUGACCGAGAUAAAAUAUCAUCUUUUUCUAAAUCAUUAUGUCCUUUCAUUGCGGGCCACGACCUUCUUUCUCUCUCGUUCUCUAUUAAGACUUUUAUCAGCACCGAGCGCUCCAUUCUGCGGCGCUGUUAUAGACGCAUUGACAAUUCUGAGUUCCUCGAGCUCCUUAAUGUUAAUGUCGAGAAAGUUUCUGCCACAUGUAAUAUUUUGUCUGACGGUGCCAUUGUUAACGAAUCGUGCGAAACGCUUUCUAACGUACUUUGUAAUGCGCUCGAUGUAUGUGCACCCGCCCGCGCUUUUGUGAUCAGGAGGCCACCGGCACGAUGGCUGACUGAUGACUUGAAGUGUCGUCUUCGUGCUCGCAACAGUAUGUAUAAGCAAGCUAAGAGUUCAAGCAGUCUGCUUGGUUACUUGAGAUACAGACAUUUUAGAAAUCAGCUAAACUCCGACAUUAAACAUGCAAAGAGUGAAUUCCUUGCCGACUCUCUCGAUAAUAUUGAUGAUCCGGCUAAGUUGUGGAGAGAGCUUGCCCGUCUUGGUCUUGUAAAGUCCACUUUGGCUUCCCCUCUUCAUUUCUUUACCUUAUCCCAGUUAAAUUCGUACUAUGUCUCAGUCUCUUUCGAUCUUCCAUUGAGUCAUUCUGACCUCAGCUCAGCCAUUUCAUCCUUUACCUGUCCACCUAUACGCCCAGAGUUUUCGUUUUCUCCUAUCACUUCUAGUAUGAUUUACAAGCUCAUUGUUGCCAGCCCCCUUCACUCUUACGCUUCUGGUGUCGACGGCAUUCCUCCUUUUAUACUACGCAUUGCUUGGCCGUGCAUUUCGUCCUGGCUUACUGAGCUUUUCAACAAUUCAUUGAAAUUCUCUUCUUUUCCAACUGCUUGGAAGCGCGCUCUUAUUCGUCCGCUUUCUAAAAUCAGCAAACCGACGUCCCCAUCUGACACUCGACCGAUAGCCAAUCUGCCAGCGAUGUCCAAACUCCUUGAAAGAAUUGUAGCUGAUCAAAUGGUAGAUUAUUUAAACGAACAUAAUCUUUUUGAUCCAAGGCAAUCGGCAUACCGCUCUAGCUAUAAUACACAGUCUGCUUUAUUGCGUGUUUGCAAUGAUAUCAAGGAGGGAAUAGACGCUGGACUUGUUACCAUCAUGGUACUUUUUGAUUUCAGUAAGGCAUUUGACACCGUUCCGCAUCUUCUACUUCUCACCAAGCUUAAAAAAUAUGGUUUUUCUGAUGCGGUGAUCAUGUGA
Monomorium pharaonis (pharaoh ant) is the source of this 1824-nucleotide messenger RNA. RefSeq lists its product as uncharacterized. Bases 1 to 1824 code for a protein of 607 amino acids. The record is from RefSeq and is a predicted model, not a curated record. Lineage: Eukaryota; Metazoa; Arthropoda; Insecta; Hymenoptera; Formicidae. The transcript has a single exon.